UUCAGGCCACAUUAACGAGUGAAGGACGGCACACAAUACUUCACUAUCACCCACCUCCAAGCAUGUGGCCGCGGCAGCUUUCGACCGGUGUCAGAUAAACAAGAAGGAGGGACGGUGGAGACUGAGGAGCGGAAGGACAAGACUGUGGAAAUAUUCUCGGACAGCCGACAGCACGGAUCUGUCGCGAUGUGGUAGCUAAACCAUGGACAGCAGAAUAAAGGAGAAUCCAGAAAGAACAUUUGAUGUGGUUGUACAGGUGGCAUGUCCAACAUCUGAGAAUGAGGAUCCAACCGUGCUGUGGAGCUUCCCCCAGGACCACACAGACCAGGAGGUCCUUCAGACGAUACCAAAGUUCUGCUUUCCUUUUGACGUGGAAAGGGUUUCCCACAGUCAGGUGGGGCAGAAUUUCACCUUUGUGCUGACGGACAUCGACAGCAAACAGAGGUUUGGUUUCUGUCGACUCACUCAAGGCUGCCGGGUCUGCAUAUGUCUGCUCAGUUAUCUACCAUGGUUUGAAAUCUACUACAAGCUGCUAAAUACCCUUGCAGACUACCUAACAAAACAACAGGAAAAUGACUUGAAUGACAUGCUGAAUUCUCUGUAUGAUCUGCCUGUGCCAAAGCCCUUCACGCCAGUCAACCUGAGUGUGAAUGAGCAGUUGUAUAUUGCCACUGGGCAAGUACUGAGAGAUCGGCGAAGCAAGGAGCCGCACUCUUACUUCAUCGCCCCGGAUAUCAAUGGACUGCCAACCAUCCCUGAGAGCAGGAACCUGACAGAGUACUUUGUGGCUGUGGAUGUCAACAACAUGCUUCAGCUCUAUGCCAGUAUGCUGCAUGAACGGCGCAUCAUCAUUACCUCAAGCAAGCUUAGCACUUUAACUGCAUGUGUCCAUGGUGCAGCCGCUUUGCUCUUUCCUUUGUACUGGCAGCACAUCUUCAUCCCCGUUCUGCCCCCGCAUCUUCUGGACUACUGCUGUGCCCCCAUGCCAUACUUUGUGGGAGUUCAUCUUAGUCUGCUGGAGAGAGUUCGCAGUCGGUCACUGGAGGAUGUGGUCAUUCUGAAUGUGGACACAAACACCCUAGAGAGUCCCUUUGAUGACCUGCACAACCUUCCCAGUGAUGUGGUGUCCUCUCUGAAGAGCAAGCUGAAGAAGCAGUCAACAGCAACAGGAAGUGGUGUGGCGAGGGCCUUCCUGAGAGCACAGGCCGCUCUGUUUGGAUCCUACCGAGAUGCUCUCAGAUAUAGACCUGGAGAGCCGAUCACAUUCUGUGAGGAGAGCUUUGCAAACCAUCGUUCGAGCACCAUGAGGAACUUCCUGUCCAUGGCUGUCAAUCUGCAGCUCUUCAAACAGUUCAUCGACGGACGGCUGGCCAAAUUGAACGCAGGCCGCGGCUUCACCGACGUGUUUGAAGAAGAGAUCACAGAGGGGGGCUUCUGUGGAAGUAAUUCAAGGUCUUAUCAGCAAUGGAUGCACACUGUAAAGAGAGGAGGAGCACUCCUCAACACAGCUGUGAUAAAGGCCAAGAGUCAGGCCAAGAAGGGCAUCCGGGACAUUAAGGGCAGACUUAAAGCGAGGGAAGAAGAAGAAGAAGGGAUGACUAUCUGUGCAGGGUCUCCCACCAGCACCAAGAGCCUGUCUCCAAGGAGACUGCAGAAGAUGAGACGGCAUAACCUUAACAAGUCUCCUAUGAGUGUUGGCACUCGGGAUCUUGGCUAUGGGCUUGAUGAUGAUGAGCUGGACAGUGCAAGCAAGAUCUCCUCUGAGGACAGCGGCGAUGUUCCUUCAUACAUCGAGGACAGCGAUGACUCCUACUCGCUGGAGCUUGAUAUUGAAUCCAGCCGCUCAGGUCAGAUGAACCUGCUAGAGGAGAUCCUAGACUCUCUGAACACCUCAACAAUUGAGCAAGGCAAACUCAGUGCUGCCAAGAGCCUAGACUUCUUCAGAUCCAUGGAGGAUUUGGAUUACAAAGCCCCGUGCAAGCCGAAACCUUCCUGCGAGUUUAAACCUGCAGAUGAGAGUGGUUGUGGUUUGGGUGGAGAUCAGGGGGGCUGGAACUUGGGCCAAGAUGACAGCGCAGUCCAUGGGAAACACCUUCCUCCGUCCCCACGCAGACAGCCCAACAAGAGCAGCAUGAAGGUGUCAAAGAAACCUGCAGCAGCUUCUCCAAUGCCCGUCAUGACAGCAACAGCACCAGCCCAGGAUACUGAUGCCUUCAAGCACCAGUCACAUCUUCAGCAGCUCAGUCUUGACCCUUAUGCUCUACCUCUGGGACGACAACCAGGAGACCGCUACUCCUACUCGCCCACACUGUCUCACAGAGUAACACCCACGCAGCCGUCUCCCACUCUGUCUCACACCUACAGUUCUCCAGCACCUGUUUCUCACCUGAACUAUUCUCUACCAGCGAGCAGGCCUCGGACCAUUUCAGACCCCCAAGCCAGCACUGAGUCUCCUCCUCAGGCCCAGAACCAGACUGCAUCCACCAGCAUCCUGAGGAGGAAGGUGUUGUCCAAGGAGACAGUGAGGCAAUUCCAGGAAAAGGCUCUUCAAAGGCAGGGCAGCAAGGGCCACAUGGAGGGUCAGGGGAGUCCACCGAGGAACAGCCAGUCAGCUAUGCAGGUCCCGUGGGAGAAAGAGGUGUCCAAGGAGGGGCUCCUGGGGCUCGGCCUGUGCCUGGGUCAGGGUAAAGGCUCUGGGGCAGCGGUGGUUCAGGAUCAGGGCCUCUUAGAGGAGAUUGAGUCCAUGUGUUGCCUGGGCUCAGUGCUCCACACCAGCCUGCAGCUCUCACAGGUUCACUGCAACAACAGUCAACACCAGGUCCAGGGCAAAGCCACAGACGAGUCUUGAGAAUGUCAAAGAUUCUUUGUCUGUAAAAUAUCUAUUCACAGUAAUUAUUCUGUUACAAUUAGUCGUAGCCAUCAAUUCAGACCUUUUUCUAGCUCAACACUCAACUGUCAGGAAAUGUUACAAACAAAUGUGAUGUCAUGGAUGCCCCGAACAGAGAGCCACAGCCAGUAGGGGUAAAAGAGGAAGAAUCAGUGCCUUGCAAAGCAUCUUCUUCAUAUCAAGUAAUUUCUGUGUAGAAUUGAACCCUGAAAACCUUUUCUUCCUGAGAACAAGUGAAAGCUGACGCAUAGUAAGAAUAUUUCACCUUUGCCAAUACAACUCUUCUUGAAAUGAACGUCUGUAUCCUUGCACAAAAAAUAAGGCAGGUCUUUAUUUUAAAAUGGAGAAAAAUACAAUUUUAAUGUAGAAAACGCUUGAAAGAAAAAUUAAGCAACUUUCUAUACUCAAUAACAAACAAAUUACUUGAUAGGAAGGAGAUUUUUGCAAUGUUCCGUUUGUAAUUGCUCUAAAUUCCUAGACAACACCUACAUUUUCAUGUGUUGUAUUUUUCUUGUAACGUGUUCACAGUGGAAUGCCCAAAAAAAGACCCAUGAAUAAUAUUUUGGGGAAAAUAUAAGUAGCCAACUGUUAAUACAGGAAUUUUCACCUUCCCUAAAGGAAUGUAGAAAAAGAAAAACUCAGUACUUUGUCAGGAUAAAGAAGGGACGAUAUCUCCUCAUUACACCAUUAUGCCAGUGUUCCAAACAUUUCACAUGAUCAAAUUGAACUUGCACUUGUAGUUUAACAAAUAGUACUCAGUCGAUACUUCUUGUCGCUAAGUCUAUUUGAGCAAAAAGCAACAAAAUGAGACAGAUUUUUUCAGACACAAAGCCUUUGAAACUAAUUAUACACUGUGUAAUAUAAUUUUUUUUAUCACGAUGCCUUAAAUGGACAUGUGAUUUGUUUUUUAAUACGCGGGUGUCUUAAUCUAUAGAUACCAUUACAGGUACUUUGUAAUCCGAAUCACUGAUACAGUGAGACGUUAAAUGCAACAGUUAAUAUUACUUAAACAGCACUGUAUUUCUCUGAAUCCAUAGAAUAGUUAAUAUAUAUGAUGUGCUUUAAGCUGCUGUUUUUAAUUGCAUUCCAGAUAAUGAGAUGUGCAUGUAGAAACGUCUCUGUCUCGCUCCUCUUCCCGUGUUCCUCAGGACACUUCUGUUACUCUGAAGAGAAGCAAAUACAGAAAAAAGAUAACGUGGAUGAUCUGAUGACAGUGCCCAUUCUCCAUUUUUUCCAUUUUUUUCUCUUUUUCUAUGAUCAUCACUUUCUUCCUCAUGUUGUCUCUUUUUCUAAUUUUCUGCCUUUGAUUACUUUAAAGGACAUUUCACUCUUUUUUGACCUUUACAAAUGGUGGCCAGUUGUUGCAAAGCUGAUGAGGUUUGGAGUGGAGGUGGAAAAGGUGAACUUUAAAGUAUGAGGCUGGCAUUCCUCUGUACUGUAUGUUUCUUAUUACCAACAAAUUACAUGAAGACCAAAACAAAACAACAUUACAGUACAUUAUUCCGUCUCUGCAUGCAUUCAUACUUUGGUGACAUUUGGCCCCAAGCUAAUUUUUACCGAAGAUGAAAAUCUUCAAACAAAUAUAAUUUACUAAAACUUGCUGGACGCUUUUCUUCCAAACAUUACUCAAAAAAUAAAUAGUGCAUUUCUGCUGGAUCAUUUUCAGCUGUCAACCUGUUAAAAAUGAAAAAAAAAAAAUGAAUUGUUGGUUUUAGUCUUUUCAGGGAAUUUUUUGCCAUAAAGAAAAAUAUAGAAUAUCACCAGACUUAUCAUAUAACUCUCUGUCUGUCUCCCUUUCUUAGCUUUUUUCUUGUCUCAUAGGAGGUAAUGAAGUCUCUGCCCUUCUAGGUUAGAGUCACACACUGUUAUGUAAUGCAGUGGUUGAUGAUUGUACUGUAACGCAGCAAUAUGGUUCUCCUCAGAGAGUAGUUACGUGGAUGCAAUGUGUACAGAGUCAAAAGUAUUUCUAUAACAGACUCUCCUGUGGAGAGAAACGCUGCAUCCAGAGAUCAGAUCGUGGUUCCCAUCAUUCUCUGCGUCACCACAAACCCGGAGAAAAGAAGAAAGCUUUUUUCAUGUGUGCUUGUGUUGGGAUUACUACAUUUAUGGUUCGUUGUUCUUAAGAUUUAUGCCAGACGCCAGUCGGUGUGGCAGUUUAAUAGCAGCUAUUUCUCUACUUUUUGAGUGCUGCUCUGCGUUAACGAUUUGCUCAUAAAGUCUUUGGCGUGCUUCUAAAAGCCCAGGAAUCAGUCCUAGUAAUUCCAAAAAAGGAAAAAUUAAAAAACAGACUCCAGAAUAAUCUCUGUACUGGCCUUAUUCAUUGUGAACUAUUAAAACAAACAUAUUUACUAUGCAAAUAUUUAAAAUUCAAGAAGGUCAAUUUUUUUUACUACAAAUUAUUUUAUAAUGCAAGAUUCUACUUGAAAAAUAAACAAUCACAAUCAAAUUAGCUUCUAAUGGGAAUAAGCCACAUGUGUCCCCAAAUAAAUAGAUGAAUAUCAAAGACUAUUUAACUGUGUGUUAGCUGAGGUGUGUCUGUGAGUGUUAAUGACAGAGUGUAUGGUGUGCCUUAUACAGUAAGCGUACCACCCAGUAUAACCAGAACAAGGUACAGUGUUAUAGAGAGGAGGAGUAUGCAAUGUAUUCAGACCACCUUAAAUCACAGUUAGGCCCUACAAACGUUGGUAUUUAGAUGAUAAACAGACAAAAAAACUCGUUUGGUCCCGAGAAACUGACCUGAACUGAACUUGGGUACUAGCAUUGUUUUGUUAUCGAGCUCGGCUGAAGCCCAGCUGGAGUUACUCAGUGUUUUUCUUUGCUGUGGUGAUCGGCGGGAAUCCUCCUGCCUGUGUUUAAGAGAAGAUCUUUUUGUUAAAUAGGUACUUAAUUUGAUUCUUCUAGUAGGUGAUUACAUGUAUAGUUUGUGCUCUUUUUCUUUUUUUCUCUUCUCUCUCUCUUUUUUAAGCACCCUCAUCAUGAGCUAAUGGCAUUUAAAAGAAAUUCUCAGAGGAGAUUCUCUAGUUGAUUUCAUAACGAUGAGAAAUUAUUUUCAACUGAAUAGACAUGUAUUUUUGCUGGCUUGAGUAUAUUUUACAUGGAAAAUAUAUGAUUGGUGUUGUAUGUUGUAAAAAUGACACCUAAUAAUUGAAUGUUUUAGAUUUUAUUUUUUUGGGGAAAAAGAAAAUAUAGAGAGAGAAUAUUAACAAAUGUCCCAUGUAGCCAUUCAUGUUAAGAAGCAUUUGACAACUUCUAAUCAAAAUGAGCAGACUGAUGCUUGCUUGUACAUGGUACAGUGCUUACUAUUGUAUCUGCAUGUAUGUACAGUACCUUUAUGUAUUGUAUGCUAUGAUUUUGCUUUGUUCAGUUUUACAGAUGUUUUUUUUUUCUUCUUUUCUUGUAUUAUUAUUAUUAUUAUUAUUAUUAUUAUUAUUAUUAUUAUUUCAGUAUUUAGCAUUUCCAUCAAAACAUGAAUGGUGGAAAUAACAUGAGGUCUGGUACAAUACACUCAUUCUGCCUUGCAUUUGGAUAUUGUAGUGUUAAAUGUCAUUUGCCUUGCAUCUUAUGCAGGAGAACACAUUUCUACUUUUUCAUUACAGGUUACUGUAAAUCUCACUGCAGAUGUCUGUAGAGAAGAAAUACUUGAGCAGUCAGCUGCUGUUGAGAGUGAAAUGAAAAGCUUUAGACUGAUACCGUUUACACUAUUGUAAAACAAUGAAGAAGUUUUUGUCAGGGGAUUUGCAUUUCAAUGUCUGAAGGUGUGUGAUAGCUAAGAAUACCUAACCCUUCGUGUAAGAUGGUACUCCGCUAACAAUACAGUGUAAAUUAAUUAAUAAAUAUAUAUUAAGUAAGAUAGUCCAGAAAUUGCAAGUUUGGAGUGAGAGGUAAGAGAGAUUAUGUAGCAGAUUUUAGUGAAAACGCAGGUUCAACUUCACAAAGAUCAUUUACAUCACUUCCCCAUAAACCACACAUUUAUAAAAAAAAAUCAAACAUAUUUUCAGUGUCGUAACAGUGUAGGAGAAGUUACCUUAAUCAACAGGUUUUUUUUCUCAGUCUCUUGUUUGGGUAUUGUAAUGAUGAUUAACUCUUCGAUAUGCCAUUUAUUGAUUUUUUGAUUCUGUGCACACUUGCAUGUUCUCAUUGCAGAGAAAACAGCUGUCUUAAACAACUGAGGUCAAAUCUAAUGUGCUAUUGAUGAGUAACUUGGUACAACUGCACACAAUGUAUGCACUGUGAACUGAAAAUAAAUUAUACUGUUUCGUG
Messenger RNA from Scomber scombrus (Atlantic mackerel), 7147 nucleotides. It is a transcript of the gene dennd1b, whose product is annotated as DENN/MADD domain containing 1B. The record is from RefSeq and is a predicted model, not a curated record. Gene Ontology annotation, cellular component: intracellular membrane-bounded organelle; nuclear speck; cytosol. Bases 203 to 2848 code for a protein of 881 amino acids. Gene Ontology annotation, molecular function: phosphatidylinositol phosphate binding; guanyl-nucleotide exchange factor activity. NCBI's taxonomy places the organism in Eukaryota, Metazoa, Chordata, Actinopteri, Scombriformes, Scombridae. Gene Ontology annotation, biological process: endocytic recycling; endocytosis. The transcript has 23 exons.